AUGGCAGACCGUCUUGGAUUAGCCUUAGAACCUUCGCCAUGCGCGCCGGGCCACAGCCUGACAGACGGUGCCGGAGACGACCAGGCCGGGGCUGGCACCGAGCAGGAUCCUCAGCAACGUCGUUCUCGGAGGGUUCUUUCACAGAUCGAGCGGAUGCAGGGUAUGGGUUUGCGUUACCACGACAGCCGGAAGCGGAAGGGGGGGAGCAGCAGGUCAGCAAACCCUGAGGGCCAGGAAAACCUUGAGGAGUCAUCAUCGUCAGAUUCGGAGCCAGAUCUGGAGACCAACGGAAAGAUGUGUGGGCUGGCGACCUUGGCCCCAAAGGGCCUGAAGGAGCGCAUCACCACAGAAGCGGCCAGCAACGCCACAGAGUUCUGUGAGCUGGUGGGGUAUCCCAUCUUCAACGAGCUGGUAAAGGAUGAGUGUGGAAAUUUCGUCCGGGACGAAAAGGAUGAGCACCGGGUAGUAGUGACACCAGGCAAGGGUGGACAGCGGUACCAGGCAGAGCUGCAACAGCCCAAGAAGCCCAAAGCAUUCAAGGGCGAGGGAAAGGGGGGAGGGGAAAGGGUGAUGGACGAGGGGGGGGAGGAGGAGGAGGACGGAGAGGCUGAAAAGGAGGAGGAAGGAGAUGAGGAAGGGUUGGAGGAGGGGGAGGGAGAGGAGGAAGGAACGGAGGAGGAAGGGGAGGCCGAGGAGAGGAUCCAGGGGGAGGAGGAGGGGCAAGGGGAGGAGCUGGGUGAGGAGGGGCAGGACAAGGAGGAAGGUCUCUCCCGCCCGGUGUACGAGCGUGCCUCUGAGCUGUACCGGCUGCUGAAGCCAUUGAAACGGUACAUCGUCACGGAGCUCGGAAAGGUAGCGACAGGCACACAGCGGGUGCAGAAGGGCGUGGUGCUUGUCAACCUGCCCGGGGAUGCUGCCAUCCCGGGUCGCAAGUCACCGCGACUGCACUUCUACGUGCAGUCGGGGACGGUGGAAAAUGAAACCCACCCACUGGAGUCCGAGAUGGGCCCCGAGUUCACUGCGAUGUUUGAUUAG
This is a messenger RNA of Volvox carteri f. nagariensis, 1035 nucleotides long. RefSeq lists its product as uncharacterized. The transcript is spliced from 6 exons. Bases 1 to 1035 code for a protein of 344 amino acids. The record is from RefSeq and is a predicted model, not a curated record. Lineage: Eukaryota; Viridiplantae; Chlorophyta; Chlorophyceae; Chlamydomonadales; Volvocaceae.